AUGACGUUCAACCCCUUCUUGACCUCGGACCGCAGCAAGAACCGCAAACGCCACUUCAAUGCUCCCUCGCAUGACGACGAGGUCCAGGUGGUUCAAGGACACUACGGAGGUCAGCAGAUUGGCAAGGUAGUCCAGGUGUACAGAAAGAAUUAUGUCAUCUACAUCAAGAGGGUGAAGUGUGAGAAGGCUAAUGGGACAUCUGUCCAUGUGGGCAUUCACCCGAGCAAGGUGGUUAUUACCAGACUCAAACUGGACAAAGAUCAGAAAAAAAUUCUUGAACGCAAAGCCAAAUCUCAACAAAUUGGAAACGAGAAAGGCAAAUAUAAGGAAGAACUUAUUGACAAAUGCAAGAAUGAAUAUAACCUGUUAUGA
This is a messenger RNA of Chrysochloris asiatica (Cape golden mole), 372 nucleotides long. Its product is annotated as 60S ribosomal protein L26-like 1-like. The transcript has 2 exons. Gene Ontology annotation, cellular component: cytosolic large ribosomal subunit. Gene Ontology annotation, biological process: cytoplasmic translation; ribosomal large subunit biogenesis. The coding region runs from base 1 to 372 and encodes 123 amino acids. NCBI's taxonomy places the organism in Eukaryota, Metazoa, Chordata, Mammalia, Afrosoricida, Chrysochloridae. Gene Ontology annotation, molecular function: RNA binding; structural constituent of ribosome. The record is from RefSeq and is a predicted model, not a curated record.